CCAACAGCAGGCUGCAAGAACACAGGGUAUUUUAUGUUUGCAUAUAAGGAACAAAGAAAUAAGAAAAAAGGAGCGGCAAUGCAGGUCUUAGUCUACUUGAUUAUACUCUGCCUUUCGGUUCUAAAAGGAAGUGUGAUAUCUGAAAAUGCAAAGGCACCCACUGAUUACAAGAUGGUAAGACAGGGGCAAAAUCUCAUGCUGAACUGCACCUACAACUGCUCGUCUGGAUUUGUCCGUGGCUCCUGGAGGACAGAGUCUGAUAUCUCUCCUUGUAACACAACUAAAAGUAAUGCCAGCUAUUGCACUGUGUCCAUCUGCCUAUCAAACAUUUCUACUCAAGAUACAGAGAAGAACUACAGAUGCUACACAGAAGACACGGAAGACCCUGAACUCACAAAAACAACAGUUCACACUGUUUUCCUUCGACUUCAAGCUCAAGACACUGUCUCAAACUGGACAAGUAACCCAAACCUUCUUCUUGAAAAUACAUCGCUUGCUACUGAAUCAGGGACUUCAAACAAAGGACAGUUUAAUGUAAUGAAGGUUUUGGCAGCGGUAACCGUCACAGUGGCCAUGGUUCUUGCAGCUUUGGCCGUCUUCUUGUGCGUAAAUCACAACAAGUCGAUCUGGAAGGGUAGAGGGCAGCGGGUUGUGUCCAAAUCAUGCUCAUCACAAUCCCCAAAUGCUGUCCUCCUACCAGUAAAAGGCACGCUAUCGACACAAAGUGAGAAAAUAACCUUACGAAUUCCUCCGCCUGACAAUGAGGGGGACACAGAGGUUCCAUAUGCGGACAUAAUGAUCACCAUCCGAGGGGUCAGUACACCCGAGCUCACUAAGGUUGGCUACUUAGGAACAGGAGAGUGGCGGGGCGAUGAACCAAGAUGCCACCUGCAGGCCUCGCGUUCAGCUGACAGGCUGCAUGUUCCCCAGCCCAGAGAGGUCAGCCGCAAGAUGAGCACCAACUCCGAGUAUGCGGUUAUCACAUAUGCCUGACUAUAAGCACUUCAGCCAGCCUUUCUUUGGACCAUGUGGUCCAGGAAGCAUCCACUGUACCUCGGUAAAAUUUUCCAAUCACAAUUUCAUAAACUUACACUUAAACUGUGUAAAUUGUGAUUCAAAUACUCCUGUUAAUGCUUGUUUUUGCAAGGUCCAUUCCAUCAAGGGCUGCUUAAAAUGCAGAAGUGAUAAAACACAAAUAGAGAGUAAUCAUCUACAACAAAGCACAGGUGCUUUCUUGUUUUGCUGAUGCUUUUCACUCUGACAACGGCAGGCCUACAUAUGGACAGCAUGCAUUAAGUGUAUAAGUUGAUACAGUUAAAUUUUAAUGCAUUCUUUUUAUCUUCAAAUGGAUCCCUCUAAAGGGACAAAUAAUUUGACUUGAGAAAAAUCGUUUCAAAGAUGGUUUUGUACAAUUAAAAGAUAAAUCCUGAACAAAGCCCCAAAAAUACUCACAACAUAAUAUGUUUCUGCUAAUCCACAUACAUUCUGAGUUGUCUUUUCUUGGGAUUUUGUAGAAGAAGCAUUUUGUUCACAUAACCUCUGUGCCAGGGAUACAUUAGCCUACACACAGCUAUUUCAGCACCCAGUAGAGGCUUAUCGUGCAGGUUUACUGUGAAGGGAGAACGGAGAAUAGAUACUUAUGCGUCUUCUCUGGUUAAGAUGUUGUAAAUAGUCUUGUGCAUACAAAAAAAAAGGGAAAUCUAUUUUUCUACAGCAGAUAAAGAACUUAAAAUAAAACUUCUUGAAUAAGGAAAUUGAGCAAAAUUUUUUUUUUCAAAAUCAGGAUUCUAAAAGUAAUAAUUGUGCCAAUCUGAUAACUGAAUAACUGUAAGAACGACUGACUCAUUGUAAAUAGAAUACAAAUAUAAAUACAUUAAAUGUUUCAGCAGAUGAAAUCCACAUGUAUAGCACAUUGUUAAUACAGUGUUUUAUGUAUAGUAAAUGUUCACAAUAUUUAUGAUAUGUAUUUACUCUUUCAAACUCGAAAGCCCCAAGUUAAGCAAACCGAGAUUUUUUUAAAGUUAAUUAAGUUAAUUUGUAGAAGAAGACUUGAAAACAUUCAAAAAGCAACUUGUUUUUGUCUAGAUAUGAUCCUCCCUUAUGAGCAGCUUAGCUAGGUUUUGGUGUUCUUUGAAAAAAUUCAGGACUACCGCAGUAACCUAUUGUUUGAAAACAUUUUAAAUUACUCAUGUUCUCUUUUUCAAUAAAAAAAGAAGAAAACAGGGAUAAUCAAUAAUCAAUUUUUCAUAAAAAGCUAUUUUAUGUUAAUCUUAUACAAUUGUGGAAGUCAUUUUUUGCAAUAUACGCUUCAGUAUUAUUUAAUUUUUUUACACACAUUUAUUUAAAUAAAUGUUUUUAUGAAUGUAACAAUGAUUUUUUUUCCCUCUAAGUCUAUCAAAAAUACAAAAAAAAAUGUUUAUGGGUA
Molecule: messenger RNA, 2425 nt
Organism: Poeciliopsis prolifica (blackstripe livebearer)
Lineage: Eukaryota; Metazoa; Chordata; Actinopteri; Cyprinodontiformes; Poeciliidae
Exons: 10
Coding region: 34-993 (319 amino acids)
Source: RefSeq, a predicted model, not a curated record